AUGUUAGCAACUACAGCACUAAACUCGUUAGUCAUGAAUCCAACAUCUAUGUUAGUAGAAAUGAAAAGCUUCAUUCCUUCUUCAUAUACUUUCGAAACAAAAAUCCAGAAGAUAAAGCAAGAACUUUUAACAAGUAAUUUAGACUGUAGUGCGAAAGAUGAAACAAAUGAACAGUAUCUUUAUGAAAUGCAGGACAUUAUUGACCAUUUACCCAAAUUGCCUGAAAUCCAACAACAAAAACUAACCAUUCCCGAAUUUGACGAAAUAGAAGUCAAAGCAACUGACUCAGUAGAAAUAAAGAAGUUCAUACGAAAGGUAAAUUAUGAAUUCCUUGGUUUUCAUUGCAACCACAAAGUCAUGGACAAAGAUUGCGACAUGGUAUAUAAGAACAUCUCUGACCUUUACAAAUCCGAAGAAUUUAAGACCUACGACAACUUUGUUUCGUUAGUUGCAAAAUGUGUUUGGGAAAUAAGAGAUAAAGAUAGUAGGGGUAAGGUAUGGAACGAACAAAUAAAACCCGCUAUGUUCGAGAUGAAGAAAACCAUUGACGCCUUGGUUGUUUUAGCAGGUAAGGUUUCAGAAUAUAACGCAAAAAUGAACCCGCAAUGUUCAAAAUGUAAAGCAGCAAUGAGGAAAUAUAACUACUCCGUCAAAGAGAUAGAACGUAUGCGAAACGACUAUGCAGAUUUAAAGAAAGAAGCAGAAAAACCAGCAGAAGAUAAAAUGAACAU
Molecule: messenger RNA, 731 nt
Organism: Trichomonas vaginalis G3
Lineage: Eukaryota; Parabasalia; Trichomonadida; Trichomonadidae
Product: organellar and viral DNA polymerase type B
Exons: 1
Source: RefSeq, a predicted model, not a curated record